AUGCAUUUUCUACUCAGCAUUGCGUUGGAAAUGGCACGACCAGCAUCAAUGGUUUCUAAAAACUACCUAACGCUAAGUCUUGGCUUUGCCGUUUUUACUUCUGUGAUAGCAUCAGAUCUAAGGCGUAUCUUACCGCUGGAUUUGAAAAUUCGAGAAGGAGAAGAUCUUCAGCUUCGGCUGACAAGUGCAUUACCUAACAUGGUAUCGUGCUAUGUAAAGACACCGUUAUUAACAAGCUUUAACCUCGAGAGCGGAGAAUCUGACAGUUCGAACAGAAUAAACUACUGGACGGAGAAUGGGGAAUGUGGCGUUAGAGCACGAAGUGUAACGAAAGAUGAUACAGGAAGGUGGAGACUUACUGCUAAAAAUGCUAGUCAUACGCUUGUAGAUGCAACGUUCGUCGAGGUCUUAGAUAAAGUGAGCGAGUCAGAGAAAAGUUAUGAUAUCGAAAGUGGCUUAGAAUACACUCUGAUGCUUAAAGAAAACACCAAGUAUUGCUCGGUUGACCAACCUCAUUCUGAAGUGACUCUCCUCGUAGGUGGGGAGUGUAAAGUUGAACUACAGCAACCUACCGCUGCCAUUCGGGGCAACUGGAAGGCAACAACAGGAGUAGUUGGUCAAUUGCAGGAAAUACCUGCUAAGGUGGAACUAAAUGUUUACCAAGACCAGCUUGCAGUUGGAUAUGUAAUACAUCAUGAUUCCAAUACCAUAAAUGCUUACUGCAACCUUAGGGAUAGUGAAAAGGAAUUGGAGUUUUGUCGAUUUGUACGACCUGACAGCACACAGACAGGCUAUCAAUUGAGUGAGGGCUUACACAGCGGAAGGUACGGGUACUAUGGAGCAGGACUCAAGAAUGGCGAGUGCGGUAUAACAAUUGAAACGCCCACGCAGGAGGAUUAUGGGCAAUGGCAGUGCUCUGUUGGUGUUAAGGAUGAAGUCCCAUUUGGUACCUACGUUCAGAUAUCAAGUGGUGCUAAUCGUGCUGCAGUUGUUAGAGGCCAAGCUUUACCAACAGAAGCAACAGCUACUUACGUACAUGGCAAAUUACAGCUCAGAUGUGAAGCUAAUGUCCCAAUAAGUUACUGUUGGUUCCUCGGACCAGAUGGCGAAAUUUUCACACCGACCCAAUCACUGCAGCAAGAAGACCUACCAUACAAGUAUAUUGGUAACGGAUUCGGGAAAGGGCAAUGUGGUAUGGAGAUAAAGACUGCAGAAGUUAAACACAAGGGACAGUGGACAUGUCACAUGGGUCCUAGUACACCUGGGUUUGAACUAAUAUCCACUAUUGAUGUUGCGGUUUCAGAGACACCUCUGGCAGCAAAGAAUCGUCACAUCAGUACUAUAAGUCAACGAACUUUGACCUUAGAAUGCAGGACUGUUCCCGAAAAAAUUUCUAUCAGUUAUUGUAGAUUCCUCAUGCCUGAUGGUACCGGAAUUCAUAUAAGUGAUGAAAUAUCUGAAAAUAAUCCAUUGUUACUUGGAAACGCACAUUAUUCAUUUUAUGGCGAUGGCUUGCGAUUAGGUGGCUGUGGAUUGAAAGUCGACAGGAUAUUGCCUAAGCACUUAGGCACUUGGACUUGUGCUGCUCGUCUAGAAGUUUCGAUAAACAAUAGCGAAGUAUUUGACACGAUCGUCGUAUCAACUACAGAAUCAUCAUCACAAAACGCUGCUGGAGAAGAAAAUCUAACUGCCAGUGCAACUGCUGGUAUAGUAUCUGGAGUACUAAUCUUGGCAGGACUUCUCGCAGCAGGAUCUGUGUACAUGGUGAAAUGGAUUAAGGCCAGACAAUUGCAGGACAAUACCAGCAGACUAGAAGUAAUUUCUGUAUCCACAGACGAAUCCAGAAGAAGUUCUAGUUCAACGAAUUCUGGCAUUAGUUUAGCAGACAUGGCACCUCGCAAUGGACGGGCAUAAGUUAUCGGAUUGUAGUAUAAAAAUACGAAUGCUUUUGUUAAAAAUGGAGAACGGCUAACAACAGAAAUCCCCGAAAAUUUUUUUUUUUUUGUUUUAUCGUUAAACUAAAGUCAAUAAAUCAAAUUAUCGUGCAAUGCACGGAUUGAUGAAAGUUUCUUCAGAACGACAAGUAAACGAAUGAAUGACUUAGUUUCUUUUUACAGCGGCGUAAAAUCAUUUUUUUUCUCUGCCAUUCUUUAAUCAGUCGCAUUGACACAGCCCGGAAUAAUUUUCGAAUAUAGCUUAUAAAAGUAUCAAGCUAACUUUUGAAACACUUUGAUAUCGCGUCAUGCGAUGCUCUU
Neodiprion fabricii is the source of this 2255-nucleotide messenger RNA. RefSeq lists its product as uncharacterized. The transcript has 12 exons. The coding region runs from base 1 to 1914 and encodes 637 amino acids. The record is from RefSeq and is a predicted model, not a curated record. NCBI's taxonomy places the organism in Eukaryota, Metazoa, Arthropoda, Insecta, Hymenoptera, Diprionidae.